AUGCUUCCUGAUUCACCUCAAAUCGUUGCUAUUCGUGCACCAUCACCUUCUGCUCAUUAUGCAACUAGUGACACGAACAGUAGUACUAGUGUGCAAACACAACAGCAACAACAAAUAACUUCACAACAACCAUCUACACCACAACCCGUAUCAGAGUCUUGGUGUUACACACAAGUAAUCAAAUUCUCUUAUACAUGGACGAUUAAUAAUUUUUCAUUUUGUCGUGAAGAAAUGGGAGAAGCGUUAAAGUCAUCUUCAUUCAGUGCCUGUACAAAUGAUAAGCUAAAAUGGUGUUUACGUCUGAAUCCUAAAGGUUUAGAUGAAGAGUCAAAAGAUUAUUUAUCAUUAUAUUUGCUAUUAGUAGCUGCAAGUAACAAUAAGACUGAAACACGUGCUAAAUUUAAGUUUUCCAUAUUGAGUGCAAAAGGUGAAGAAACAAAAGCAAUGGAAUCACAACGUGCAUAUCGUUUCGUUCAAGGAAAAGAUUGGGGCUUCAAGAAAUUUAUUCGCCGUGAUUUUUUAAUUGAUGAAACAAACGGUUUGUUACCCGAUGAUAAAUUAACAUUAUUUUGUGAAGUUAGUGUAGUUGCUGAUUCAGUUAAUGUUUGUGGACAAACGCCCAUUAAUUUAUUUAAAGUACCAGAUUGCAGAUUAUCCGAAGAUUUUCAGACGUUAUUAGAUAAUCCCGUUUAUUCUGAUGUCACGUUAGUAUGUGGUCACAAAGAAUAUAAAGUACAUAAAGCGAUUUUAAGUGCAAGAUCAAAAGUAUUUCAAGCCAUGUUUGAACAUCAAAUGUUAGAAAAUCAAUCUAGUCGAGUUAAAAUUGAAGAUAUUGAAAGUGAUGUGAUGAAUGAACUACUGAGAUUUUUAUAUACAGGCAAGACGAUGAAUAUUGAUAAAAUGGCUGAUUCUCUAUUAAGUGCAGCUGAUAAAUAUGGAUUAGAACGUUUGAAAGUUCAAUGUGAAGAAACAUUAUGUAGUUUAUGCGAUAAAGAUAAUGCUGCUGAUACACUGAUUCUGGCUGACUUACACUCAGCUCAACAAUUAAAACAACAAGCGAUUGAUUAUAUAAAUAUCCAUGCUCAAGAUGUAUACGAUACGCCUGGAUUCCAGACUAUGAUACGUACUCAUCCACAUCUGAUAGCUGAUGCUUAUCUAGCUAUGGCCAAAGAAAAAGGAGCAUGUGGUCCACCAAGAAAAAAACAACGAACAACAUAA
Molecule: messenger RNA, 1218 nt
Organism: Didymodactylos carnosus
Lineage: Eukaryota; Metazoa; Rotifera; Eurotatoria; Philodinida; Philodinidae
Source: the annotation of a GenBank genome assembly